This is a messenger RNA of Cololabis saira (Pacific saury), 2371 nucleotides long. RefSeq names its product probable ATP-dependent RNA helicase DDX5. The transcript has 13 exons. The record is from RefSeq and is a predicted model, not a curated record. Gene Ontology annotation, biological process: alternative mRNA splicing, via spliceosome. Gene Ontology annotation, molecular function: ATP binding; RNA binding; RNA helicase activity. Gene Ontology annotation, cellular component: ribonucleoprotein complex; nucleus; cytoplasm. NCBI's taxonomy places the organism in Eukaryota, Metazoa, Chordata, Actinopteri, Beloniformes, Belonidae. Bases 111 to 2018 code for a protein of 635 amino acids.
CCUCGUUUCGGGACGCUCUUCGGUCAGCCGGCAUUUUCUUUCUGCCUCCCUCAUAAUCUUAAAAUAAAAAUCAAUUUCUAGUGCUUUUUCUACAACAGUCAGCUUUCACCAUGCCAGGGUUUUCAGACAGAGAUCGUGGCAGAGAUAGAGGGUACGGCGGGGGACCUCCUCGGUUCGGAGGGGGAGGCGGGGGAGGAGGGAACCGGGGCGGACCCCCCCCGGGGAAGUUCGGCAACCCCGGGGAGCGGCUGCGGAAGAGGCACUGGAACCUCGACGAGCUGCCCAAGUUUCAGAAGAACUUCUACCAGGAACACCCCGAAGUCACACACAGAGCUCUGCAAGAGGUGGAACAGUACCGGAGGAGCAAAGAGGUCACGGUGAAAGGCCGGGAAUGCCCCAAACCCAUCGUCAAAUUCCACGAAGCUGCUUUUCCAAGCUACGUCAUGGAUGUCAUUGCCAAACAGAACUGGACCGAACCGACUCCGAUCCAGGCUCAGGGCUGGCCCGUGGCCCUGAGCGGGAAGGACAUGGUGGGCAUCGCUCAGACCGGCUCAGGGAAAACCCUGGCGUACCUGCUGCCGGCAAUCGUGCACAUCCAGCACCAGCCGUUCCUGGAGCACGGAGACGGACCCAUCUGCCUGGUGCUGGCGCCGACCCGGGAGCUGGCCCAGCAGGUGCAGCAGGUGGCGGCCGAGUACGGCCGAGCCUCCCGCCUCAAGAGCACCUGCAUCUACGGAGGAGCACCCAAGGGCCCGCAGAUCAGGGACCUGGAGAGAGGCGUUGAGAUCUGCAUCGCCACGCCGGGUCGUCUCAUCGACUUCCUGGAGUGCGGGAAAACCAACCUGCGUCGCUGCACCUACCUGGUGCUGGACGAAGCCGACCGCAUGCUGGACAUGGGCUUUGAGCCGCAGAUCCGCAAGAUCGUGGACCAAAUCCGGCCGGACCGCCAGACCCUGAUGUGGAGCGCCACCUGGCCCAAAGAGGUGCGGCAGCUGGCCGAGGACUUCCUGAAGGACUACGUCCAGAUCAACAUCGGAGCGCUGCAGCUCAGCGCCAACCACAACAUCCUGCAGAUCGUAGACGUCUGCAACGACAUGGAGAAGGAGGACAAACUCAUUCGUCUGCUGGAGGAGAUCAUGAGCGAAAAGGAGAACAAGACCAUUAUUUUUGUGGAGACCAAAAGACGGUGUGAUGAACUCACCAGGAGGAUGAGAAGAGACGGGUGGCCCGCGAUGGGAAUCCAUGGAGACAAGAGCCAGCAGGAGAGGGACUGGGUCCUUAAUGAAUUCAGAUAUGGCAAAGCUCCGAUUCUCAUUGCGACAGACGUGGCCUCCCGCGGCUUAGAUGUGGAGGAUGUGAAAUUUGUCAUCAAUUAUGACUACCCUAACUCCUCCGAGGAUUAUAUCCACCGCAUUGGACGCACAGCCCGAAGUCAAAAAACGGGCACCGCCUACACCUUCUUCACCCCCAACAACAUGAAACAAGCUAGCGACCUGAUCUCUGUGCUCCGCGAGGCCAAUCAGGCCAUUAACCCCAAGCUGAUCCAGAUGGCCGAGGACAGAGGAGGUCGUGGUCGGGGGGGAAGAGGCGGCUACAAGGACGACCGCCGGGACAGGUAUUCUGGGGGCGGGCGGAGUAACUUCGGCGCUAGUGGCUUCAGGGACAGGGACGGCGGCGAUAGAGGGUUCGGCGGGCCCAAGCCCGGCUUCGGGGGCGGGGGGGGCAAGGCCCAGAACGGGGGCGGGUUCGGGGGCGGCGGCGGCGGCGCUAACUCUGGCGGUAGCUACGGCAACAGCAGUUACAACGGCAACGGACAGGGAAACUUCGGGGCCCCGCCCGGCCAGGGCUUCGGCGGCCAGGGCUUCCAGGGCCCCCCCCAGUUCGGCGGCCCGCCGCGGGGCCAGAACGGCCUGAACCACCCGCCCUUCCCCUUCGGCUCCCAGCCGCCGCCGCAGAACUCGCCGGCGCCGCCGCCGCCCAUGGUGCCCUACCCCAUGCCGCCCAGCUUCCCGCAGUAACCACGGCAACGUACGCGCUUCACACGGAACCAACUUCUGUUCAGUCCUGGAAUCUUACAGUCUGAUUAUUAUUAUUAUUCUCCUUUGUACUGUUUUAACUUUGUUUUGCCUACAGCAGGGUGGGAAGUGUUCAGUAAAACCCCGUUAUUACCCCGGCGUCGUACACGCUACGCCCCCUACAGUGCAAACACGAUUAAUGCACUUUUUUUUUUCUUGACUGUUUUUGUUACAUUCCUCGGUAAUUUAUUUUUACUUGGUAAAUUUGAUGUCCUCAGUUUGUGGUAUGUUCAAAUGUGAUGUUAUAAGAUCAUAUAAAAGGGUGCCUGUGGCCCUUUUUAAAUAAAACAAGAAAA